This is a messenger RNA of Bolinopsis microptera, 6509 nucleotides long. Its product is annotated as 1-phosphatidylinositol 3-phosphate 5-kinase-like. The transcript has 11 exons. Gene Ontology annotation, molecular function: 1-phosphatidylinositol-3-phosphate 5-kinase activity; ATP binding; metal ion binding. Bases 17 to 5698 code for a protein of 1893 amino acids. The record is from RefSeq and is a predicted model, not a curated record. Gene Ontology annotation, biological process: phosphatidylinositol phosphate biosynthetic process. Gene Ontology annotation, cellular component: endosome membrane. Lineage: Eukaryota; Metazoa; Ctenophora; Tentaculata; Lobata; Bolinopsidae.
UGUAGUACUCAAAUGUAUGACGAAUUACACCUUUAACUCGGAUCCCAAUGAGUUGACGAGUUUUGAUGGAGGUGCUUCCCCCGAAACCUCGAGCACAUUCCUCAAACAUUUCCUAGACUUCGUGCGGAACACCAACAGUGGUAACAGUGGUACCAGUGACAAUGCCAGUGGUAGUGCCAGUACCGACACUGUUGCCAGUGUUGGGGGAACCAGUGUUCCAGCUAGAGAGCCCUCGCCUGAGAGUGCCACGCCCAUCAUACCCAGCAUCGCUCAAGUUCGCAAGGUGACUCCGUUUGAGAGUAUGUUCUCCAAGACAUCUGGUAGAAAUGUGAGUGUGCCGCUCUCCAAAUCAGAGUUAGACACUUCUAACGCAGACUACAAGAAGUACUGGAUGCCUGAUGAUCAGUGCAAGGAGUGUUACGAGUGUAGUACUCUCUUCACUACCUUCAAACGACGACAUCAUUGCAGACUUUGUGGUCAGAUCUUCUGCUAUGACUGCUGUAGCGACGUUAUAAGCGGAAAGAUAGCGGGAUAUGGUGAUGCAGAGGUUCAACUAAGGGUGUGUAAGUAUUGUCUUCAGUCUAAGUCUAAACAUCAGAAGGUAGAGAGAAAGAGAUCAAACACAACUAAGGGACUUAUCUUCUCUUCUCCUACUGUAGAUAGGACCAGUGAACCAGAUUCCCCUCUCGCUGAUCCCUUUAGUGAUUUCUUGCAGGAGGAGCUGAAAGAGGAGGAUGUACAGAAGAUAAACCUCCACUUUAUGUGGAGCUUGUUCCGAUCUCCCAGCUCCACGGUACCAGUCCAACCCUCCUGGUACCGUCUCCGGUACACCUCAGAGUCGUUCCACGAGGCUGACAUCCUCACUUGGCUCUCUCAGCAUCUCCAGAAGCCAGAGGACGCUGGUGCUAUGCUGGCUGAUUGGAUAGAAACGAACAGACUCGAGCCAGUUAAUCCUGCUAAAUCUAUCUUCAAGAUCGGACCUAAGGAUGAUUACAACGAGAACACGGUUAUGUUGUAUGAGCAGAUUAAGAGGGAACCAGAGAAGAACUCUACUAACUGGAUACACCGGAUGAUUCAAGAAGCAAAGGCCAGUAGUCAAGCUUUUGACAUACACACAAGUACUGCUUCUUUCGUUCAUGUUGAUGUCGACAAAGAUCUUGAUGAAGAGUAUUGGCAAAGCUCUGAUGCGACCCUGAAUACCUCGCAGAGUCUUGAUGAUACGAUGGGGAUGGAGCUGAAUCGGAUGAUAGAUUCCAUGAAUUGCACUGCUAAAAUGUAUUUGAAGAGCGAUCAGCACGCCGAAUCUGAUCAGCUGAAAAAUGCUGAGAGUUUUGGUAUCGAAAUCCUAAAUCGCUGCAUCAAGCAAGAAAAGAGUCCCAACCCAAAUCUCAACAUUCCACCAUUUGGAGAAAUUCCUGAUCUUGAUCUACCAAACUUGGAUCGUGUAGACCACCGAAUUAGAGGCCUCAACAAUAUCUACGAGGACCACAUGGACGCCGUUCUGGACACCUUGAUCGAUAAGGAACACAUAUCGACUUCUUGGCGUUCCAUUCUCAGAAAGGUGGUGGGUGAAGCUGCUAAUGAUGUCACUCCAAAUCCAAUGAAUGGAGACUCUAUGGAUAUAAGGAAAUAUGUCAAGUUCAAGAAACUGCUUGGUGACCCUGAGGAUUCAUGCAUCCUGGAUGGAUAUGUUUGUACUAAGACUAUUGCUCAUAAAAAAAUGCAGAGCCAUAUAACUAAUCCAAAAAUAAUGUUACUAAACGGCUCAAUAUCAUACCAGCGUGUUCUUAACAAGCUGACCUCACUUAACCCAGUCUUCCUUCAAGAGAAAGAAUUCCUGACUAAAGUUAUCAGUCGAGUUGCUUCUUUUGAACCGGACGUCUUGAUCGUUGAAAAGUCUGUGUCGCAGAUAGCGAAAGAUGAGCUAUUGAACAAAGGAAUAACUUUAAUCCUGAAUUUGAAGCAAGGCCAGAUAGAGAAGAUAGCCCGGAGUACCCAGGGUGACAUUAUACAGAACCUUGAAAAUGUUACCUUUAUCACUAACUCGGAUGAUGCUAGCGAAUCAUCGAAGAACAAACUUGGGCACUGCAAAGACUUCCGAGCUGACUUUAUGAGAGGGUUCUGCGGCGCUAACAAGCCCUUGCUAUUCUUCAACGGUUGUGAUCGACAUUUAACCAAGACCAUCCUUCUGUUUGGUGAAAGCAAGCUUGUCCUUAAAAAGGUAAAGAAGGUCGCGAUGUUUUACUUGUACGCAUUAUACAAUCGCAGGCUAGAGUUCAACUACCUAAAAAAGUGUAAACUCCACUGGAGAGGACCAAACUUUGACAUGAGAUCCAACAGCCAAGUAUCUGAAGCCCCAACCUUCAUCAGUCACUCCAACACAAAUACAAACGGUCACACUAGUCCCUGUCUGUCACUUGUCCCUGAUUCUCCUCAAUCUCUGAGCGAGUUAAGUGCGAACAUUAACAAUCCUCAUUCUCUAAGCGGGGUUAGUGAGUUGAGUGUGAACAUUAACAAUCCUCAUUCUCUAAGCGGGGUUAGUGAGUUGAGUGUGAACAUUAACAAUCCUCUUUCUCUAAGCGGGGUUAGUGAGUUGAGUGUUAAAAGUGAGACUCUGUUGGGACUUAGUCCUUCAAACAGCAAGAUGUCUAUCAUGGACCAUGACGACAUAUCAGAGGACGGCUCCUUACCUGGAUCCUUGGCAGUGACUGAAGCAGACAAAGCUUUGGAGGACAUGGUUCACAACACCCUGUUCUCCAUCACUCCGUUUUGUAGGCCCUCAGUACCUUACUUGUGCACUGAGGUCGGUAACAAGUGUCCUACUCGACUGUAUUUUGACGAUCUCAUCUACUUCAGUUCUCAGCUACUCACACCCGACCCCUCCAAGUUGAUUGACCCUCUGAACGGAGCAGAAGCUCACACAAAUGGGGACACGGACCACGGCAAGUCUUUAUCUCCAACAAGACAAGUUAUCACGUCGUGCUCUGUUGAUGAUCUGGCGUUUUACAGGGCCUUUGGUUAUUGGGAGUUUGAGAAGGACGAGGACAGGAGCACGAAUGGUUCUAUCAUUGGAGAAGAGUGCCACCCAGAGGCACCCUACCGAAUACAAACCAGAUUCGAGCAGAACUUGAAGGGGAAAGACAUUGACUGUCUUGAUUUCUAUCAUCACCAGAAACUCCUUGUUCUGUUUUCGUCUCUAUCCAUCAAAUCUUUCAACCAUCCCCACCCCUGUAUCAGCCCAUGGUCUCUCAGCAUGCAGUUCUACGGUAAGAACGAUCUGACUCUGGGUCUGUUCCUGAGAGAUUACUGUUACCAGAGCACGUACCAAUGCCCGGAACAGUGCUGUAAAACUGACAUUGUGGACCACGAACGGAGGUUUGUCCACAACGGACAGAGCGUGAACCUGAAGAUGAGCAAGCUGUCCUCUGUUAUAGAGAGUGUUAGCAACACACCCAUCAUGUGGAGUGUCUGCACCAAGUGUCUCCACAUGUCAGAGAUCAGCAUUGUAUCCAAGGAAACCUGGAACUACUCCUUCGCAAAGUUCCUGGAGCUGAAGUUCUACGAGAACUGUCUGUAUGUUAGAUCACCGUGCCCGCACUCCUACCACCGGUACCACACUAACUUCUUCGCUUUGGGGAACAUCGUGGCGUGCUUUACUCGCAAUGAUAUCAGGAUUGCUGAGGUGGCACCUCUGUUCUCCAGGUACAACUUUGAGGAUAAGUUUACUGAUAUAAAUGUGUCUAAUGGGGUCUUACUCAACGAGACAGUCACCAAGAUAAACACUGCGCUCAAGGCAGUCAACGAGAAGUUAGAGGCGUUCACAGGAUUAGAAGAGAACACAAUAAAAGAAUCCCGAACCAAACUAGCAACAGAAGACACGACUUUCCGUCAGAAAAUGACUGAGAUCACCACCAACCCCUCUAAAUCUCCGAUAGAGAUCCGCAGAUCGAUAUACAGACUACAAAGCGAGCUAGUGUUCUGUAUAGACACCUGGAAUAAGUACCUAGCUGAUAUUAAACGUAAACCCAAGGUGAAACCCCAUGUUUACGCCUCCUCGGAGCUACUCAGUGGUACGCCUGAUGAUUCAUCCACCGCUACAAUGUCUCCUAAAAUCCCUGAUAAAGCUUGCAAAUCACAUCGGCGUGUACGGUCUGACGGGUAUCUGGACUUAAGGAACAGUGUUACUUUAACUAAGACGUCAUGCAGUAAGCAUGGGCGCAGGUCCCUGCACAGGUCAUUGGAUGACUUGUUGAGCUCGGAGAAGAUCGAAGAGCACGGAAAUGGUGGGAUGUCAGAGAAGUUGUGUGAUACAAAGGUGGACGAUCUGAAGCACCCGGAGAGUAGGUUUAGUAAGAUGGCAUCUGGUACUAGGAAACUGUUCAAGGCUCUCACUGACACCUACAAGAAAAUCGAGCCGCUGUUCCCAAUAGAAGAACACCACCAUCUAACAGGAGGAUCCCGCCCCACAGUCCUUGUAAACGAGAAGCACUUCACCAGCAUCAUAGCGUACGCGCUCUCCUGUGAACAAUACCGUGCCAAGCUCCAACUCCUCAAACCAGGCAACACAACUCUAAACCUCCCGGACCAGGAGCUGGUUACCAAAACCGGCAGCAGCUCCAGCUCCAGGAAGACAUCUCACGCUAAGUCUUACUCCGCUAACAUUCCUGAAGUUGAGGAUAAGGUGGGACACUGGCUGACAGUAACGAGUAACGGAUCAGGAGAACACAGCAGCAGUGAUCACAGCAACAAACCUUCCUCACUACCCGGUCACUUGUCCCACAGGAGACAGAAGAGUGCUGAUCACAUGUUGGGGGAGGAGUGUGUUAUUAAUAAGUCUAAUCACAUUGAUGUGGACUUCCAGGAUGGACCCACAAAGUUCUUCUGCAAGAUCUACUUCGCGGCUGAGUUUGACAAGCUCCGUAACCUGCUAAUGCCCGGAGAAGCUCUCAACGACUUUAUCCACUCUCUCUCAUACUGCAACAAAUGGCGCGCUAAAGGCGGCAAAUCAGGGCUAGCUUUCAGUAAAACACAAGAUGAUAGAUGGGUUAUAAAGGAGAUGUCCCGUCUGGAGCUGCAGGCCCUGCUGAUGUUCAUGCCUAACUAUGUCGAGUACGUGACGGACAGUAUUGAUAAGAGACCCACCUUGCUGGCUAAGAUAAUAGGUGCGUGUACUGUGGGCUUCAAUAACACCUACAGUGGGAUCAGUAUGAAGCAGGAUGUUAUUAUUAUGGAGAACAUAUUCUAUGGUGUUACCCCUACUGCUGUCUACGAUCUAAAGGGGAGUGUAAGAAACAGGCUAGCAGAAGAAGCUGACGAGGUGCUUUUAGACGAGAACUAUUUGCACCACAUAGUUGAUAACCCAGUCUACCUCCGUCCCCACUCCAAAACAUUCCUACGUGAGGCGGUUAACUGUGACACUGCCUUCCUUGCCGCCCAGUCUAUAAUCGACUAUUCGUUACUAGUGGGCAUGUGCGGGGAUCGCAUUGUUAUCGGCAUCAUCGACUACAUCAGGAAAUUCACUUUCGAUAAGAAGGUGGAGAUGAUAUUUAAAACUAACAUGAUCGGUUCCGCUGGAAGAAUGCCAACUAUUGUGUCUCCUGAAAUGUACCGAGAGAGGUUCAUUAACCAGAUAGAAAGGUACUUCCCGCUAGCCCCGGACAAGUGGACAGGAAUGGGAUCUGACCUUCAAUACUCCUGAGUCACUAUUGACUAUUGAGUCACUAUUGAGUCACUCCUGAGUCACUCCUGAGUCACUAUUGACUAUUGAGUCACUCCUGAGUCACUCCUGGCUCCUGAGUCACUAUUGAGUCACUCUCACACUUUGACUAUUCCUGAGUGGUUUACCUCAAAUAUUGUACCUAAAUAUUCCUAAGUAUUGACAUAUUAUUACAAGGCAUGGUUGGACAACACAUUCAUGUGACCCACUGUGUUAUUUGUUGUUAAGUAGUUUUAAAAUAAAAUAGAGUAGUGUCUUGAUUUAAAUUAUUCCUAAAUACGUUUUGUUUAUUUACUAAAUACGAAUUUAUUGGUUAUAAAUGGUUUUCUGAGCGAUUGGCACUAGAUAUUUUUUGUGAGUUACAUCCAAUAAUACAUGGUAUAGUUUGUUAAAACUAUUCUUUUAUUCGUGCAGGAGUUUAUAGAGUUAUAGGCUAGCGAACAAGAUUGUUCCAUUUUUUGAAAAAUUAAUUUGAUGAUUUUGGACAUGUUCCUUCAAGAUAUCGUGUUAUUAUAGUCACUAGCCAGUAUACUUAAUAGAAGGCACUAUAUUAUUAUACAUUCGAUUAUUAUUAAUAAUGAGAUAUUUUAGAAUUAUUCAGAAACCAAGAUUGCUCAAUUUUGUUGCAUGUUUCGAUACAGUUUGCAGAUGUUUUUGAUGUGUUAAUGUGUUAAAUUAUUUUUGUGAAUUUAGAAUUUCGUUUCAUCGCUACGGUUAUUACUGAAUGACAGUAUUUUCUAUUUUCGAAAUGGGAAUUUUGACAUACUUUUCAAUGCUUCUGACCUUUGAAAAA